AAUGUACAAAGGUAGCAUACACGUAUAAGUAACAGUUUGAAACAUUAAUACAUUUUUAAGUGUCAAGAACAGUCGCAGGGCAAUAGAUUUAUUACGCCUUGUUUGUUGUGAGAAUUACGCAGUACUCUGUGUCCUGUUCACACAGUUUGCAACUCAAAGACUCUCCAGAUUGAAAUGUAUGCGCUGUGUGAGUACUGGGGAUCUGCUCGGGCUGUACAGCGCUCCCUCUGUCGAGUCCCUAUCGCCGCGCUCUUGGCGCUGUCCCAGCCCUCUUCAUCAAACCAGGGAAAACAUUUUCGGGAAGAAUAAAGAACUCUUACAGACCUGUACUUCAACAACGCACUCACAGUUCACUGAGAGGCCUACUUCACAGAAGCGGACUUACUAUGUUGACAAGGAAAUCGGCGUUGGGCGAACUCGUAGGCUGUCUCAUCUUGUUUGUCGCGGUCUGUGAUGCCCAUCGAUUCUUAACACAGAGUACGGCUUCACAGUUCCUGUCACGCCGCCGGCGGGCAAAUUCACUCUUUGAGGAGAGUAAAAAGGGAAAUCUGGAGAGAGAGUGUAUCGAGGAGCUAUGCAACAAAGAGGAGGCGCGGGAGAUCUUCGAGAACAACCCUGAAACUGAGUACUUUUAUCCCAAGUACGUUGCAUGCUUGGGGUCACACCGUGUAGGAAUCAACAACCCUCUCUCCGGGGAUGGCGUGCCCUCUGACCUUCGCACUUGUGUGAAACAGAUCAGUGAUCAGUGUUUCCCGCUGCCGUGUCAUAAGGAAGGACACGAGCGCUGCAUCGACGGACACGGCUCCUUCACCUGCGUGUGCAAGCCUGGCUGGAGGGGCAUACGCUGUGAGGAAGAUAUCAAUGAGUGCACCGACUUGGAGUUCCCUGCUGGAUGUGACCAGAAGUGUUACAACUUCCCUGGGAGUUUCCGCUGUUUGUGUGAGGAUGGCUACUUCUCCAGUGACAAGAUCCACUGCACAGACAUUAACGAGUGUCGGCUGUACCCCAAGAUCUGUGAGCCGGCCACCUGCCUCAACACCCCGGGCAUGUACGAGUGCAAGUGCCCCCCGGGCUUCAAGUACAACUUCACCUCCCACGCCUGCCAGGAUGUGGAUGAAUGCAAACAGGGCACUUGUGAAGGUCAGUGCAUCAACACCAUGGGCAGCUUCUCCUGUCACUGCGAUGGGAGGCAGGGCCUGAAGCUGGUGGAGGACGGACGAUUCUGUGAGGAAAUACCGGUGUGUGUUCACCUGCAUGACAUCAGGGACGCGGAGAUGCUGUACCUGGGCGAGCAGUUCACAGGCUUACCUGUGAUCUACCUGCGCUUCCGCCUGCCAGAGAACACCAAGUUCGCAGCUGAAUUUGACUUCCGAACGUUCGACCCGGAGGGGGUGAUCCUUUACGCUGAGUCAUCCCCAGAGUCCUGGUUCAUGCUGGGCCUACGGGCCGGCCACAUUGAGAUCCAGUUCAAGAACCAGCACUCCGUCAAGGUCACCAGCGGGGGAAAGGUCAUCAACGAUGGGGAGUGGCAUGUGAUCUCAGUGGAUGAACUGGAAAGCAGCAUUAGUGUGAAGAUAAGUAAGGAAGCUGUCAUGAGCAUAAACAGCCCGGACAGCCUCUUCACCUCCGUCAAUGGGAAACUGGAGACCAAGGUGUUCAUCGCUGGGCUGCCCAACCGCACGGACAGCGUCAUCAAGCCGAUCAACCCCAGGCUGGACGGCUGCAUCCGAGGGUGGAACCUGAUGAACCAGGGGGCGUCGGGGGUCAAAGAGGUCAUCCAGGAGAAGAAGAGCAAGCACUGCUUCGUCCAGGUGGAGCCCGGGUCCUACUUCCCCGGAGAAGGCCUUGCCCGUUUCCAUGUGAAUUACAGUGUAGCGGAGUCUUGGAAAGUAGACUUGGAGCUGAACAUCCGUCCAUCCAGCAGCACAGGAGUCCUGUUCGCCAUCGUCAGCAACGACACCGUCCCACUGUCCGUCUCCGUGUUGACUCGAGGACAGGAAGACGCAGACCUGCUGGUCUUCAUGGGGGAGGUUCUCAUGGCCACUCUGCAGUCUGUGAUGCUCUGCUACCCCGAGCGCCUGUUCCUGGGGCUCAGCGUGUCCCCAGCCGGCCUCCGACUCGGGGCUAACUCCUCCACCGUUUCCUACGCCGACGCGGACGUCCUGCAGUCCGGGCUGGCCGCCCUCAACGCCACCAUGCAGGGGCCCGUGGAGACCUACGUCGGGGGCGUCCCAGAGCUUCCUAUGACAGCCACACCAGUGACUGCCUUCUACCACGGCUGCAUGGAGAUCACCGUCAACAGCAAGCGGCUGGACUUCGAUGAAGCCUUAAGCAAACACAACAGCAUCAAAUCCCACUCCUGCCCCCCAGUGUCACAGACAGGAGAUGCCCCUUUCCCUCUCAACUGAUGAGCAGGAAAUGAUGUCAUACCGAAAGGGCUGUGGCAUGUGACCUCAGCUAUGUUCCCAAAUUCAGCAAGUACAGUGGUCUGUUAUUUCAUCAUAUUAGGUCCGCAGCACGUUUCAUGCCCUUGUUCCUUUUCCACAAUAUGCUCAUUACUCUACAAAAGCUGUAAAAUCCUGGAGGCGAAAGAUUUUAGUGAUGCCUAACAUUGUUUCAGUUGUUAAUAAUUACAUAAAUGAUAAAACUAAUUAGGGUACUUGUAAGGCCAAGGUAUGAUGUCAGGAUUUAGCAAUUUUCUGUAUCCUCGCCAGGAUACAAUUAAACUUUUUUUUUUUUUUACACCGUUUUGAUAACGAUGCAUAUUCUUAGACUUUGGCCAGUGGUACACCUACCCAACCACUCCAGACGGAGAUGUUUGUCAGGACCUGAUUUGUCAAGUAAAUAAAAUUGCAGUAAGAAAAUGAUAGAUCGUGGAACCUGUCUGCCAAGAAUGUACAUGUAGAAUCCUGAUAAUUCCACAGUAAGUCAAUCAGAUAUGUGUAAUGGGUGCGGAAGGGGGGGGGGGGGUAUGCUGGUAUGCUAUCUGUGUCUACUAUUUAAAAAUGAAAAGGAAAAUCAUUUUUAUAUUCAUCCAGAAUGUUUUGGCUACAUCCUAGUCAGCUAGAAAAGUUUUACUUAUAAAUCAAAUGUAGCAGGGGUUUCACCUGAAUGCCUGGACUUUUCACCACAAAAAAUGUUCUUGGACUGAGGAUAACUUUACAUGGCUCCCAAACCAAGGGUCUACUGCAAGCAUUUUUUGUUUUGAAUAUUCAUACCCAGUGUGGGGUCUGUCCAUAGAUUGGACCGGCAGUGCUAAUGGAGGUAAACAGGCUGUAGCAUUUCACUUGCAUAUCAGCAAUGAGACACCAGCUAGCCAAUAUAUUACCUACAAAACAAAUAACAUUGUUUACUGCUGUCGAUUUUACAAGCAAUAAAAAUCACGUAAUGUUGUGCAGGUUGUUUUUUGACCCCAGCGAGUAGGUGUUCCAUAGCUGCAACUUCCUACUCUUGUAGCUAGAGGAACACUGGUAAUAAUUAACAGAACAGUGCCAAAGGUGAUUGGUUGAUAUGUUUUGACUUUACUUCCGGGGUCCCUGAGGGCAUCCUCCAAUCAUCGCUGGCAUUGUGAUGUCUGUUGUUGGCAACAUAUUACUCAGUUGGUGGAGCUCCUCUGGUUUAUGUACAAAAUGUGACAACAAUAAUUUCUUAUCCCUGUUGCAAUAAACUUGAAAGGAAAGACAAGGCUGGGACAAAAGGUAGCCAUUCAGAGUAAAGAUAUAACAAAGCAUAUUGACAAAUGACGGGACAGAAAUUGGAGCAAGCUGGUUUAUUAUAAUCCAAGGAUUGUGUCUAUAACGAUAAAUUAAAAACAUUUUUAAAAUAUAUAUUUUUUAAAGCAGACUUAAAAUUGCUUAUUUUUGGCUUGAAAGCCUUUUUCUGAAAUUUUAAAAUAAAACUUCACCGAAUAUCUUACUUGUUUUCCUCUAUGCAUUGAAGGUCUGUAUUGCAGCCACACUUUUUCUGUGUAAAUGAAAACAAGCUCAUUUUAGUAAAUCUUGUUCAUGUGUAGUGAUUGGGUUCGUAUUACAUGUUUGUUUAAUUUAAAUAAAAUGAUUUCAAACAAA
Anguilla anguilla (European eel) is the source of this 4067-nucleotide messenger RNA. It is a transcript of the gene pros1, whose product is annotated as protein S. The record is from RefSeq and is a predicted model, not a curated record. Bases 387 to 2408 code for a protein of 673 amino acids. The transcript is spliced from 15 exons. Gene Ontology annotation, cellular component: extracellular region. Gene Ontology annotation, molecular function: calcium ion binding. Lineage: Eukaryota; Metazoa; Chordata; Actinopteri; Anguilliformes; Anguillidae.